AUGUAUAAAGGGUACACAGUACAGCCUGACCUCUACGAUAUUCUGCUGCGCUUUAGAACCUUUAAAUAUGUAAUUACUUCUGAUAUCGAGAAAAUGUACCGGCAAGUAAGAAUCAAUCCGAAGCAUACAUAUCUGCAUAACAUCCUAUGGCGGGAAAAACCGUGUGAAAAGCUCCAGUGUAUAGAAUUAUUAACUGUUACAUAUGGCACUAACUGUGCCCCUUAUUUAGCUACCCGAGUACUGAAAGAACUUGCUGUUAUUAAUCAAAAAACAUUUCCACUUGCUUCAAAUGCUCUUCUCUCCCAAUGUUACGUAGAUGACAUUCUCUGUGGCCAAGAUUCAUAUGAAAAUCUUGUCGAAUUACACCGUCAACUGAUGCAAUUAUGUAAAUUAGGAAAUUUUCACUUACACAAAUGGUGUUCAAACUCAAAUUCACUUCUCAACAAUAUUAAUCACUCUCACAAAUCUGAUAUUUCUCAAGAAAAUUACGAUAUUAAAGUAGAUGGAAUCUCGAACAAAGUUCUAGGAAUAUUUUGGAACCCCAAUUUGGAUGUAUUUUCUAUAUCUUUACCGAUACCUUCGGAAGAAAAACAGGUUACUAAACGCGAAGUUCUCUCAAAAAUAACUCAAAUGUUUGACCCAUUAGGAUUAAUUGGUCCAGUUAUUGUUAUAGGAAAACUAAUGAUGCAAGAAAUCUGGAAAACUAAAAUUGAUUGGGAUGAUUUUUUAGAAGAAGAUAUUCUUAUAAAUUGGAAAUCUUACAUUCAUGAUAUGGCGCUAUUAAAAUCUCUAAAAAUUCCUCGUUUUAUUCUAUUAGCUGAUAAGCCAAUAUCACUAGAACUACAUGGAUUUUCGGAUGCUAGUCAAAAGGCAUAUGGUGCCUGUGUAUAUAUACGAGCUUCAUAUCCUAACGAGAAAGUGUCAUGCUUCCUUAUUACUUCUAAAAGCAGAGUUGCACCUAUAAGAGAAAUAACUAUUCCCCGCUUAGAACUUUGUGGUGCACACCUCCUCUCCACUUUAAUAACGAAAGUUCGCUCAGUACUCAUUGAAAGAUUAUCUUUUGAUAGUGUAAAUCUUUGGACAGAUUCGGAGAUAGUACUUGCCUGGUUACACUCGUACCCUUCCAGAUUCCAAGUAUUUGUAUCAAAUCGUAUAUCACAAAUCCAAACUCUCACUCAAGAUUGUAAGUGGCGUUAUGUGUCAUCAAAGGAAAAUCCAGCCGAUUUACUCUCUAGAGGAAUAUCUCCUGCUUGA
Sitophilus oryzae (rice weevil) is the source of this 1254-nucleotide messenger RNA. RefSeq lists its product as uncharacterized. The transcript has a single exon. Lineage: Eukaryota; Metazoa; Arthropoda; Insecta; Coleoptera; Curculionidae. Bases 1 to 1254 code for a protein of 417 amino acids. The record is from RefSeq and is a predicted model, not a curated record.